Molecule: messenger RNA, 3092 nt
Organism: Mercenaria mercenaria
Lineage: Eukaryota; Metazoa; Mollusca; Bivalvia; Venerida; Veneridae
Product: ubiquitin-conjugating enzyme E2-22 kDa-like
Exons: 6
Coding region: 85-687 (200 amino acids)
Biological process (GO): protein polyubiquitination; proteasome-mediated ubiquitin-dependent protein catabolic process
Cellular component (GO): nucleus
Molecular function (GO): protein binding; ubiquitin conjugating enzyme activity
Source: RefSeq, a predicted model, not a curated record
UGCGCAUGUGCCAAAUGUAUUUCCGGCGUAAAUCCGACAUCUAGAAUCAACUUUUUAAACAAUUUUCGCAUUUUAUGUAGAAACAUGGCAAACAUAGCGCAGGCCAGAAUUCAGAGAGAGUUUAAAGAAGUUGUUAAAAGUGAAGAGGUUGCUAAGUGUCAUAUUAAAGUUGACUUGGUAAAUGACAACUUUAGUGAACUUCGAGGUGAGAUAAUUGGUCCACCAGAUACACCAUAUGCAGAUGGAAUAUUUGUUCUGCAAAUCAACAUACCAGAAACAUACCCAUUUAAUCCACCAAAGGUAAAAUUUGUUACAAAAAUUUGGCAUCCAAAUAUCAGUAGUGUGACAGGAGCUAUUUGCCUAGAUAUUCUCAAAGACCAGUGGGCGGCUGCUAUGACAUUAAGAACUGUGUUAUUAUCGUUACAAGCCUUGUUAGCGGCAGCAGAACCAGACGACCCGCAAGAUGCAGUCGUAGCCAAACAGUACAAAGAAAAUUAUGCUAUAUUUUCUCAAACUGCCAGACAUUGGACAAACAUAUAUGCUAAAGGCAAAGUAAAAGAAGUAGAACUAGAAGAAAAAGUAAGUCACCUAAAAGCAAUGGGAUUUGAUGAGCAUAAAGCAAGAGUGGCACUAUCUUCGACAAACUGGGAUUUGGAAAAAGCUACAGAUACUCUAAUUAGUUCUUAACCCUGUGAUAAACAUAGUCUUCAAAUUGUAUAAUUGUGGAAUGAGUCCUGGUCUUGUGCUUCUCCGAUACUCCGGCUGUCCCAGAGUCGGCUGAUAGUGAUUUACACGAGUGAUUGAAAUUUACACACAUUUUAUAUAUAGGAGUACAUAAAUAGAAGCCCAAGUGAUCAAGGAUGACAGUGGUCAUUGACACUCAUCAGCAUAAAAAAUAAAACUGCUAAAGCAGGCUGUCAAGUUUAAUGAUUUUAUGCCCCUCUUUUAAGAAUUGGGGGUAUAGUGUUUUGCUCAUUCUCGGUAGACUGCUUGGUUUCAGAUAAGUUACUAGAGAACGCUUUGUCUCACAAUGGUCAAACUUCAUGGGAUGAUUGCCUGUGCUCAGUAGAUGACUUCUUUCAUUUUAGGGGUCAGAAGUCUCGCUGACCUUGAGACUAAAAUGGUUCCUGCUAAUUAAUUUAAAAAAAGCUUUGGCUUACAGUUGUCAAACUUCUUAGGAUGCUUGCUUGUGGUUAGUAGAUGACCUAUAUUGACACUGAAAUGACCCUUUUUGUGUUUCGGGUCAAAGGGCAAGGUCAUAGUGACUGCAGGACUGAACAUAUGACAGGCCAUCAUGUAGGGGGGCGUAACAGCUCUUGUUUAAUGAAACAUUUAUUUGAUGAAAAAGCUCCUAGAAUGUUCUGUUAAACCAAAGAAUUAAUAAAUGCAUUGAAUUGAAAUUAGCUGAUUUCACAAUUUAGCAGGUGACAACUGACACAGAUUACUCCAGUGUAUUUGGGUGCUUAUUAAACAAAGAAAGUAAUUUGGGAACUAAGAAGGGUGGGCAUAUAUUUCAAAGAAGUUAAAAAAUACGUAAUCAUAGGUUUAAGUGAUUGUUAACACUGUGUUCACUUAACAGUUGAAUCAGUAUUUAUGAUAAUAUUGUUUUGUCUGAAAAUUGUACAGAAAUAAAAUUAACACAAAAUAAUUGGAACCGAUUCUGUUUUUGAAUCACCAAUGCAAAUUUAUAUUCCUUAAUUUCACAUUGAAAUCAAAAUUAAAACCUGACAUAAAAUUUACUGUUUUAAAGACAUUUUAGUUAGACUUCAGAGGAGAGCUUUUUCAAAUUCAUUUAAUGUGUGCUAAUCCAAUAAUAUCCUCUUUUUUUCAUCAGUUAAAAUUACUGGUCACCUUGAUAACCUCUCACCCACUGCCACAAGACUAAAUGACUAAAUGUAAUGUUUCAGAUACUAUUAUUUGUAUUUAUUAAUUCUUUGGUUGAAUAUAUGAAAUGAUUGUAUUGUUUGAUUUGUUAACAUGUUUCCUUGAAGUCACCGUAUGAUGGCAGGCUUUCCCUCAUUUUAGUAUUACAUGCUGGUUAUUUUGAAUCGAGGGGAAUUCUGAGUGAUACAGUAGUGAUUUUGUUCCACUAGGUGUAGGGCAGAAAGAGAAGAAUCGUGUGUAUUUUCACAAUGAGAAAACCAACAUAGUGCAUCUGAGCAGUCUGGUCAGGAUUCAUGCUGUUCGCUUUCAAAGCCUAUUGCAGUUAGAGAAACCGUUCAAAGCCUAUUGCAGUUAGAGAAACCGUUCAAAGCCUAUUGCAGGUAGAGAAACCGUUCAAAGCCUGUUGCAGUUAGAGAAACCAUUAGUGAACAGCAUGGAUCCUGACCAGACUGGGCAGAUGCACAGACUGGUCUGGAUCCAUGCUGGUCACAAAUGCACUAUGUUGGUUUUCUCAUGGUGCGGCUCAUGUGUGUUUUCACAAUGUUUAACAUUAUAGGUAUCGUGAAAGAAAAUUUGUGAUUCAUUGAUUCAUGAGAAAGUGCUACCAGUCAUAAAAAUGACAGUUUGAAUAUAUUUAUAUCCUUGACAUGUUUUCAUCCUUAAUGUCUGUUUUCUCUAGGACCUUUGACUAUAUCACAUCAUAAAUUCUUUGUUGGGAGGCAGGUUUUUGUUCUAACGUCCCACUUGUCUAUUAUAUUGUUUGGCUAGAUUUGUUAAUCUAAACUUUGGGUUGAGUUUCAUCAAACUUGGUUGUAUUGUAAUAUUAAUGCAAAACGUAUGUUCAGUGAACGAUUGGGGUGUUUUGGAAAUAAAUGCUGCCAUUUGAAUAUUUCAUGAGUAAAAUAAUGGUUAACAAGCCCAUUGAAAAAUCUCUUUUGUAUUGAACUUAAUUUUAUACAUGGGUCUAAAACAGAACAUUGAGAUUGUAGCAGAGAACUGACAUCCCAAAACUUUCCAUUUGAAUAAAAUAUGUAAAUUGACUAAAACUUGCCUUUCCAACAAUGCCUUUUGUAGCACUGAAUGUUUUUUUUUUCAAAUUAUAAUGUUGCUGGAAAUUUUCUCUCACUUCAAAUCUUUUAUAUAUACUUUCAUGUACAGUUAUGAUUGUAAUCAUUUUACAGUUGAAUAAAUUUGAUGAUAUUCUUUUA